AUGCAUCCAAACUCUGCAGCUGCUUUUUUUCUAUUGCUGGGCAUGUCCUGGUGUUUUAGGUUGCAGAUUUCAGAUGAGGAUGAUAGUGAUGAGUUCACAAAACAGGACCUGGAGUUUGCAGAGCACUAUUUGAAGACUCACUAUAAUCUCCGGUCAAGUCCCGCUGGCAUAUUGAAGUCAGGUGGUAUAGUCUCCACCAAGCUUCGAGAAAUGCAGUCGUUUUUUGGACUGGAAGUCACCGGCAAGCUGAAUGAAGAAACGUAUGAGUUAAUGAAGCAGCCCCGAUGUGGUGUUCCUGAUGUGGGGGAGUACAACUUUUUCCCUCGAAAGCUAAAGUGGUCCCAUAAUAAUUUAACAUACAGGAUUGUAAAUUACACCCCAGAUCUGAAAAAGUCUGAAGUGGACCGAGCCUUCAAAAAGGCAUUCAAAGUCUGGUCUGAUGUGACACCACUCAACUUCACUAGAAUCCGUAGUGGCAUAGCAGACAUCAUGAUCUCCUUUGGAAGGAGAGAGCAUGGUGAUUUCUAUCCUUUUGAUGGACCUUCUGGUCUCUUGGCUCAUGCUUUCCCUCCUGGACCAGGUUCUGGAGGAGAUGCUCAUUUUGAUGAAGAUGAACUGUGGUCCACAGAUUCCAAAGGAUACAACUUGUUUCUCGUGGCUGCCCAUGAACUUGGCCAUGCUCUGGGACUUGAGCAUUCCAGAGAUCCAGGAGCUCUGAUGUAUCCAAUCUAUACAUAUACAGGGAACACUGGGUUCUUGUUGCCAGAUGAUGAUGUACAAGGAAUCCAGGCUCUUUAUGGUGCAGGAGAUCAUGAUCCCCAUCCUGAUCAUCCAAAAACCCCUGAGAAAUGCAGUGAAAACUUAACACUUGAUGCUAUCACAGAAUUUCGAGGAGAAAUGAUGAUCUUCAAGGACCGAUUUUUCUGGCGCCUACAUCCUCAGAUGGUUGAAGCAGAUUUGGUGCAAAUUAGAUCAUUUUGGCCAGAAAUUCCAAGCAAAAUUGAUGCAGCAUAUGAACACUCUGACAAAGAUCGUGUGCUGUUUUUUCGGGGCAAAAAAGUUUGGGCUUUGAAUGGUUAUGACAUAAUAGAGGGCUACCCUAGAAAAAUUUAUGAACUGGGUUUCCCAAAAUCCAUAAAGACAAUAGAUGCAGCUGUCCAUAUAAGCGAGACUGGGAAAACUCUCUUUUUUACAGGAGAAGAAUACUGGAGUUAUGAUGAACAGAACCAGGUCAUGGACAAAGGCUACCCUAGAUUUAUAGAGGAUGAUUUCCCAGGAAUUGGUCACCGGGUGGAUGCAGUCUAUCAGAAAAAUGGCUAUUUAUAUUUCUUCAAUGGACCACUACAGUUUGAAUUCAGCAUCUGGAGUGAAAGAAUUAUUCGUGUCUUGGGAACUAACUCGAUUUUCUGGUGCUGAACAUAUUAAGCCAGGUUCUGAACUGUGGACUAAUUUGCUACUCAUGAAAAAUAAUAUUGUAUAUGGAUAUUUUUUUAAACUAGAGCUUGAUUCUGUGAACAAGCUCAGAUAAUGUUGCCACUGAUUUUAUA
Messenger RNA from Candoia aspera, 1547 nucleotides. Its product is annotated as collagenase 3-like. Bases 1 to 1416 code for a protein of 471 amino acids. Gene Ontology annotation, cellular component: extracellular matrix. Gene Ontology annotation, biological process: proteolysis; collagen catabolic process; extracellular matrix organization. The record is from RefSeq and is a predicted model, not a curated record. The transcript has 10 exons. NCBI's taxonomy places the organism in Eukaryota, Metazoa, Chordata, Lepidosauria, Squamata, Candoiidae. Gene Ontology annotation, molecular function: metalloendopeptidase activity; zinc ion binding.